AGCCGCUGCGACAAGGAAAAGCUGCGUUUCUGUGGAGCAGACACAGACGCACACCUCCCUCUCCAAUCCCUGACUCGAAUCUGGCCUUAUAAGGAACAUCGUUCGUUUAUUAUUAUUAUUAUUAUUAGAGGUUAUUUGCACCAUGCCCAGCUCGACAACGUGGCAGCUCUACGACGAGGAGCACAACGUGUCUGCCGUUCUGACCGAGGCGGCGAGGGCGUGCGUGAGCGAAAACCCACGGAAUGCCACGGACUACUUCGCACGCUACUUCCGCGAAGUGGCAGGAGGCACAUCCAUAAAGGAUCUUUGUGGCAGCGAGGUGGUGGGCAGCAACGCCGGACCGGCGCUGGCCUUCACGCUGGAGCUCUGCACCGGAACGGUGGUGUCGAUCACCACGUCUGACGCUACGUUAGUUCUCGGCGCCGGUCUCGUGGGCACAGAGACCGCGAAGGACGGGUGCAACAAAGACGAAGAAGCAGACGUGUAUGAGCAGUGCGAUCAACUGUUUCACACGGUGCAGUCUUCUCUCAUUCCUCAAUUGUGUUGCCUCGGCAGUGUCGAAUCGCAGUCUGUGUGGGACACGGUGAUCGAGAGUGUGUGGAAGGAGCCCAUCGCCUUUACGCCCUGCAUUCAGUGGGCGAUGAGCAUGCUGGCGUCUCUAGCCACCGCAAAGCAGCGCCGCAUUGGACUUUAUCAGCAUUUUGGCGGUUUGCUCGCCGCCGCCCCAUGCCACGUGGACGGUGCUUCCGAUAGUCACAACGACAGCAACAAAGAGCUUGUCAUGGCCGCUACCAGAAAUUCGUUCUCCAGCUCCGAGAGGAAUCUGGCUGCCGCAGCCGGCCGACACUACGCCCUUCCACAGCUGCUCGUGCCAUUUGUGGUGAGCGAUGCCGGCGCGAUCGGCAGCGACGCCGCGGCGGCGGUGGGUCUGGUGCACUUUGCGAAAGUCUACGUCGGUCUCGAGCCCAUCACCUCCCUCACCGAGGCGGGCGAUGUGGAGGGGGAGGAGAAGAGCAGCAGCAACAACACCAAGAGCAGCGCAGGUGUCGCCCCCGUGGAGGGGAAGACGUUGCGGCGCCGCAUCCAGUUGCUGCACCGUGCGGCUCAUGUUUUCCUCACCGCCAACCCCGCCGCACACGUAGGGUCGGAGGGCUGUCUCUACUGGGGCGGCGCCGGUAGUUUGGCGGAUGUCGUGAAGGCCGUCACGGACGCCCUGGAGGCAGUGGAGUUGCAACCCGGCGUAGACGUGUGCAUCGGGGUCUCACUGGGUGUAAACACCAUUCGUGUGCGGAACAACGAGGAAGGGGAGGGCGGCACGAAGGUCACCGCUAGUACCACCGCGACGACAACAUCCCACAGCAAAGCUGCCGCAGCGGCGGCCGCGGCUGCGGCUGCAGCCGACACGUCCGGUCUGUACAACUUCUUCUGCGGUGAGCCGUCCAUUACAGGGGAGCAGCUGGUGGAGUACUUAAAAGAACAGCUGGAGGAGAUCGGCCAUGGCGUUGUGCAAUACUUGGAGGACACGCACUCGAUGGACGACACCGUCGCACGUCAGCGACUUCAACUCGCCCUGCAGGACUCCAUCAUGCUGUCCGGCAACAGCGUAUUGGACGAAGACCGAAGCGGUGAGGACAGGAGUGCCGUGGGUCCGACCUACGCGGAGCGGCGAACCGCAGAGGCGUUAGCAGCCACGUACCCGACCACGGUGAUCGACCUCGCGAGGUGCGGGUCUGUGCGUGCGGCGGCGCAGCUGCUGCAGACCACGUCCGACGCCGGUAAAUCCGCCGUGACGGCGUUGGUCGGUCCCCAGGCCGGGGACGCGGCGGCCGCGGCGCACGUGGUGGAUUUGGCGGUCGCAGGAAAGGCUUCGUGUCUCAUGACAAGCUCCGGCCCUUUAUCUGCCGUCACGAUGGCUGUAGUGAGUCGAUUGGCGGAAAUUGCAACGGUGCUGGCGGCGUCGCAGACGAUGGCACCUCGUGUGGCGUUCCAAACCUUCAGUCGGCACGACCUCCCUCCCUUGCCGCAGUUGGAUGUGGCGCCCAUCCGGCACAAGGGAGACAAGAAGAAAAAGGACGCGCGGAAGAACAUCGCAAAGAAAAAGAAGUAA
Molecule: messenger RNA, 2107 nt
Organism: Leptomonas pyrrhocoris
Lineage: Eukaryota; Euglenozoa; Kinetoplastea; Trypanosomatida; Trypanosomatidae
Product: putative enolase
Exons: 1
Coding region: 143-2107 (654 amino acids)
Source: RefSeq, a predicted model, not a curated record